This is a messenger RNA of Marmota monax (woodchuck), 3891 nucleotides long. RefSeq names its product carnosine N-methyltransferase 1 (gene Carnmt1). The record is from RefSeq and is a predicted model, not a curated record. NCBI's taxonomy places the organism in Eukaryota, Metazoa, Chordata, Mammalia, Rodentia, Sciuridae. The transcript has 8 exons. The coding region runs from base 115 to 1362 and encodes 415 amino acids. Gene Ontology annotation, molecular function: S-adenosylmethionine-dependent methyltransferase activity.
GCGAGCUGGGGGCAUGUCCGCAGCGGGCGCCGUCUAGAGGAAGGCCGGGCAGCCGCCACCACGCUUUCAGUCGCAGCGAGACGCAAGCGAGCCAGGCCGAGGGCCGUGGCAGCUAUGCAGCGACGGCGGCGCCCUCCACCGCCGGCCUCUCAGCUGCCCGAGAGCUGCGGGGGAGGCGGCGGCGGCAGCGGCAGCGGCGGCCGCGGUGGAAGCGAGGAGGUGGAAGUGCAGUUCUCCGCCGGGCGUUUGGGUUCGGCCGCUGCGGUUUCGGUGGCGGCAGCCGCGCGCAGCACGGAGGAGGAGGAGGAGAGGCUUGAGCGCGAGCACUUCUGGAAGAUCAUUAAUGCCUUCCGCUACUACGGCACCAGUAUGCAUGAGCGAGUGAACCGAACAGAAAGACAGUUUCGAUCACUUCCAGAUAAUCAACAGAAACUACUUCCUCAGUUUAUUCUUCACUUGGACAAGAUUCGGAAAUGCAUUGAUCAUAAUCAAGAAAUACUACUGACCAUUGUGAAUGAUUGCAUACAUAUGUUUGAAAAUAAAGAAUAUGGAGAAGAUGGGAAUGGGAAGAUUAUGCCAGCAUCUACAUUUGACAUGGAUAAAUUAAAAUCUACAUUGAAACAGUUUGUGAGAGACUGGAGUGAAACUGGGAAAGCAGAAAGAGAUGCCUGCUACCAGCCAAUCAUUAAAGAAAUUUUAAAAAAUUUUCCAAAAGAGAAAUGGGAUCCUUCUAAAGUAAAUAUUCUGGUACCUGGUGCUGGACUAGGAAGACUGGCCUGGGAAAUAGCUAUGCUAGGUUAUGCUUGUCAAGGAAAUGAAUGGAGUUUUUUUAUGCUCUUUUCUUCCAACUUUGUUCUGAACAGAUGUUCUGAAAUUAAUAAAUAUAAACUUUAUCCCUGGAUCCAUCAGUUUAGCAAUAACCGGAGAUCAGCUGAUCAGAUACGACCCAUCUUUUUCCCAGAUGUUGACCCCCACAGUCUUCCUCCUGGUUCUAACUUUUCUAUGACAGCAGGAGAUUUUCAGGAGAUUUAUUCAGAAUGCAAUACCUGGGACUGUAUUGCCACCUGUUUCUUCAUAGACACAGCUCACAAUGUGAUUGAUUAUAUUGAUACCAUAUGGAAAAUACUCAAGCCAGGUGGAAUUUGGAUAAAUCUUGGUCCUCUGCUGUACCACUUUGAAAAUUUGGCAAAUGAACUUUCCAUAGAAUUGAGCUACGAGGAUAUAAAAAAUGUUGUUCUGCAAUAUGGAUUCCAGGUAGAGGUGGAAAAAGAAUCUGUGUUGUCAACAUAUACUGUGAAUGAUCUCUCUAUGAUGAAAUACUACUAUGAAUGUGUCUUGUUUGUGGUCCGUAAGCCACAAUAAUGGUCUUAAGUGAUAUCACCCAGAAAAGUAUAAUAAGAACAAAUGCUGAAAUAAACAACUCAAAAUCAACUAUCAGUGAUGACAGGACACAACCUCAAAUCAGUGGUGCCUUCUUAUUCUUAACAAAAUUUAGAAAUAGUGUCUAUUUUCUUAAUAAUGUCUAUUGCUUUUUUCAGAAAUAUACUAUGCCAUGCAGAUUUGUAUUACACAAGUAAAAAUGGAGGAAAUAAUCUUCACAUAUACUUUUUCAUUGAAGCCCAGAAUUGUCUUGCAGCAGAAAAAAACCUAAUCUCCAGUGUCUUCAUGAAGCUGUCGCAAAUCUGCCAUAUUAAUGAUUGAUAGUAUUGAAGUCCAUAAUAAUCUCCUUUUUUUAUUGUUUUAUGUGCAUUGCAUAUGCUAUUUUUAGAAGUUUAAGGAUCCUGUUAUAUUCAUCAUCUGGAAUUGUGAUUUUGUUCACUUUCUUCCUGAGCAAUGUAUACAUAAAAUGUGUAUCUAUUUCUUUUUUUCAUCUAAAUUAGUUGACUUUAUUUUUUCUAAAUCAACUGAAUUUAGAGAAGCUUCAUACAUUUCAUUUUUAUGAAAUGCUAAAUUUAAUUGUAUCACUGGUCACUAAAAUGGAACUGAGAAAUUAAGUCUUUCGUCCACACUAAAUGGAACACUUUAUGAAAGCAUGCUCAUCAUGGAUCACUUUGAAAUGUAUGGGAUCUCAACAUUCUAAGUAAGGCACAAAAGCCUUUUUUUAAAAUAGUGCUAGGAGACUGGAAAAUAAAAAUCUGCCCAUUUGAAAUGUAUGAUUUCAAACUAGAAAUGAAUACAGUUUGCCAGUGUGAUGUUUACAAUAAUGUCUUUAGAUUAUCAGGAUUAUGAAAGCAAGCACUUUUUUUGUUAAUCAUAUACUAGUAAAAACUGUCAUAAUGGUAUUACUAUGGAAAAUCUUGAGUAUGAAAUUCAGGGAUGAAUUACUGCCCAUGGUCUGUCUUUGAGUAGCUUGCAUUCAUGUAAUUUCAUAUUAACACCAGUUUUGUUCCCUGAUAGAUGGAGCUUAAACAUUAUAUAUGCUGCUGUAAAUUACUACCUCUAGCAGAUCUAUAUUGGAGGCAGUUUUUUUUUUUUUCUUUUUUUCUCUUUUAAUGUUUGUUCUUCUAUUUCCAGUACCUUGGAAAGCAAAGAUGAAUAAUGUUUUAACCUUUUCUUGGAGAAAAGAAAGAACCCUUAUUGAAUAUUUUCAUAGAUGAUUAUGAUUGCUUUAAGUUAUCUCUUUGGCAUUUUGGAUUAGAGGAACUUAAUGUGCUGGUAGCAUAAGUGUCAUGGUUUUGAUAAGAAAACUUAAUUGUAAAUGUUCAGACCUUCGUUGCCUGUAGCUUGUAAGAAUCAUUACUGGAUUUAGCAUUUUUCUGGUUGGGGGCGGGUUCCGCAAACAGCAAGGGAGCUUUUUUAUCUUUACUCCCAUUAUGCAGGAUAAGGUUCCAUGGAGCUAAUUUUAAUUUGACUUGUCAAGUCAGGGAAAUCUGAAACCUGAGGUUUUUAAAAACAAAACUAUGUUGUGUUUAUGUCCCUCAGUACUUGGCAUACAUUUAUUUGGUAGAAAUUCUCAUUACUUAUAUAAAUGAACUUGAAAUUAAUUGCAAAGGGGAAAAGCACCCCAAAAUUAUUUUUUAAGGGAAAAAAAAAACUUAAAAGGAGCAUAAGUAUUUAAAAACAUCCAUUGAAUAGCAAGGAAUACAUACUGUUUUUGAAUAAUGUAAAAAAUGCCUUUUAUUCACUGAUGACUAAUAUUUUUUAUCACUUGUAUCAAAACAAAAGAUCUUUUUCUCACAAAGGCAAAAACAGGUUGACACUGGUGGAUUGGUUUUAUUGCCUAAUUUUUUUUCUUUUUUUACUAUCAGGUUUUAUUCUUUAAUAAUGUUACCUGUAUUUCUAAAUUACAGAAUAUAUUUUAGUUAACUCUGAAGUUAUUUCAUUUGUUUUAAUUUCUUCCUCAUAUCAUGAAUAUUAUUUUUAAAUGUCUAUACAAAUUUGCAUCACUUUUUUUCUUGUAGCUUUUGCAGUUAAUAUAUUCUAAACUUGAAAAUGUGGUAUUAAUCAAUAAUAGAAAUGUCACUGGAGGAUUUAUUUAACUUUGUAUUUCUUAAAAUUUAGUCCUGGCUACUAAAGUAUGUAAGCCUUAACAUUUUUUUCCCCCUUAAUUUAGCUCAAAACACAAAAGAACUGUUUGCAAAGUGGUCAGUGUGCUUGCUUUUUUUUUUUCCUCUCUUUUUCAUAUUCUGAAGUGGUGCAGAUUUUAGGCUGUGUUAAAUGAGUGAGGUGGGAUAUAUAAAAUAUAAAGAGAAGCUGUAUAAAUCACAGUAUAAAAUUAUGAAGUUUGGGAACUACAAAGUGUACUGUAUUUAUAUGUAAUUCUCCUUCUAAAAGUUGCCACAAAGGCUGAAUUGGAAGCUUCAUGUCUGCAUGAAAUUUCCUAUAUUUUUAAUGUGUAUGAUGGACUUAAUUUUUCUUGAAUAUUAAAGUCUGCCAAUUGCUAUGAAACAA